Messenger RNA from Annulohypoxylon maeteangense, 2169 nucleotides. RefSeq names its product ATP dependent DNA ligase domain-containing protein. Gene Ontology annotation, biological process: nucleotide-excision repair, DNA gap filling; DNA recombination; DNA biosynthetic process. Gene Ontology annotation, cellular component: DNA ligase IV complex. Gene Ontology annotation, molecular function: ATP binding; DNA binding; DNA ligase (ATP) activity. The record is from RefSeq and is a predicted model, not a curated record. The transcript has a single exon. Bases 6 to 2129 code for a protein of 707 amino acids. Lineage: Eukaryota; Fungi; Ascomycota; Sordariomycetes; Xylariales; Hypoxylaceae.
CAUUGAUGCAAUGCUUCCAGCCCAUGCUCUGUCACUACCAGAUGUCCGCUUCUUUCCAAAAGAUGGUAGAUAAACUCAAUUCGAUGAAUCGGGUAGAUGGUGAUGAUGAAUUUUGGAUAGAAGAGAAGUUGGAUGGUGAGCGGAUGCAAUUGCACAUGGAAGAGGACGACGAGACCCCUGGUGGCAAGAGAUUCCGCUUCUGGUCGAGGAAGGCCAAAGAUUACACAUAUCUUUAUGGCAACGGCUUCAGAGAUGAGAACGGUUCAUUAACCCGUCAUCUUAAGGAUGCCUUCGCCCCUGGGGUCAGAAACGUCAUCCUUGACGGCGAAAUGGUCGUAUGGGAUCCAGAACUCGACAAGGUGCUAAAGUUUGGCACUUUGAAGACAGCAGCACUCGCAGGACAGAAAAACCCACAUGAUGACAGUGCGCCUCGACCGGUUCUUCGCAUAUUUGAUAUCCUGUACUUAAACGAUCAACCUCUUACCCAGUACACCUUGCGAGAUCGCCGAAAAGCACUCGAAAAGGCCGUUCUAGGUGUACCAUAUAGAUUGGAAGUCCACAAGUAUGAUACAGCUACCUCAGCAGAGGUGAUCGAGCCUAUGCUCCGGAAAAUUGUCUCUGACGCUUCCGAAGGGUUGGUCAUCAAAAACCCGCGGUCCAUGUAUUCCUUGGCAGACCGGAGCGAUAACUGGAUCAAAGUCAAACCCGAAUACAUGAGCGGCUUCGGUGAGUCGGUAGACGUCGUUAUUAUAGGUGGAUAUUACGGGAAGGGUCAUCGUGGCGGUGCGAUCGGAUCCUAUCUCUGCGGCCUCCGAGCUUCAGAGAACGACAUAAAAGCUGGAGCUAACCCGGAGACAUGCUUUAGCUUCGUCAAGGUGGGCGGUGGUUUUCGUGCGGAAGAUUUUGCGGAUAUCCGACACCAUACAGAUGGGAAAUGGAAGCAAUGGGACUCGAAAAAGCCGCCGAGUAAAUACAUUCAGCUGGCUGGUGGGGAGAGACACCAAAUUCUCAGACCUGACGAGUGGAUUCGCCCGAGCGAUUCUAUCGUCAUAUCCGUGAAAGCUGCCAGUGCCGGGGAGUCAGAUCAGUUUGCUACGGGUAUAACUUUGCGAUUUCCACGGUUCAAGGGUAUACGGUUUGACCGAAGCUGGGACUCGUGUCUAGAUUUUCAAGGAUUCGUGGACAUGAAGUCUCGCGCUGAGAAGGAGAAUGAGGAAAAGACUAUGAAUAUGGAGUCGCGCCGGAAACGGUCGGCCAAGAGAGUCAAAAAGGAUAUCAUCAUCGCCGGUCAAGAUAACAUCGCACCAGCCAUGUUCGAAGGCCCUAAAACAAAAGUAUUUGAGGGACUAGACUUCUGCGUUUUAUCGGAUUGCACGAAUCCGGUUAAGAAAUCGAAGACGCAACUCGAGACGCUGAUCAAGGAAAACGGCGGCAAGAUAUACCAAAGAGCCGAUCCAGAAAGUCACAUGCUUCUCAUUGCCGAGAAGAGAGUGGUUAAGGUGGCCAGCCUGCUGAAAGCUAGAGAUAUAGAUAUUAUCAAGCCAAAAUGGAUACUCGACUGCCUCGCGCAGCAUGAUAAGGAUUUCCUACUUCCUUUUGAAUCCGGCCACUUAUUCCAUGCCACAGAGACCACGACUCAGCUUGCAGAAGAAAAUGUGGACGAAUUCGGUGAUAGCUACGCUAGGGAUCUAAGUGUAAAGGAGCUGGAUCAGGUACUCAAGUCGAUGCCAAAGAGAGUAGUAAUCGUGGGAGAACCUUUUGAUAAGGAAGGGUUCCUCAACCAGUUAGCAGAGCACGGUCAUGAUAUGGGCAGUUUGAGGAGUUGCAUUUUCAGGGGCGCGAAAGUGCAUUUUGCAACGACGGACGACGUCUCCCCUAUAUCAUGCCUCAAGUUGAAGAAUUGGGUCAAAUAUGGAGGUGGGUCUGUGGUUGAUGAUUUGGGCGAUAAGAAUAUUACACAUGUAGUCGUGAUGAGCAGUAAUCGGACUGGGGAGAUGGAGCGGGCGGCAGAGGUACGCUCAUCUAUUAGUUCCAGGACCCCUGUUCCUAGAGUGGUAUCGCGGCAAUGGGUUGAGGAUUGUUGGAAGAACCGCACGACGGUAGACGAGGAACGGUACGAACCGUUAUAAUAAUUCACCCUGACAAUUCACUUAGGUAGCAACGAAUAGU